This is a messenger RNA of Ostrinia furnacalis (Asian corn borer), 1243 nucleotides long. RefSeq names its product E3 ubiquitin-protein ligase RNF19B-like. Gene Ontology annotation, molecular function: ubiquitin-protein transferase activity; zinc ion binding. Gene Ontology annotation, biological process: protein ubiquitination. Lineage: Eukaryota; Metazoa; Arthropoda; Insecta; Lepidoptera; Crambidae. The coding region runs from base 264 to 1154 and encodes 296 amino acids. The transcript is spliced from 7 exons. The record is from RefSeq and is a predicted model, not a curated record.
UAGACCAGGGCGACUCGCGGCCGUCCAAGUCGAGCGCGGAGCAACAGCAGAGCAAACAGCAGACUACCGUCGAGUUCAUAGCGGAAGACGAGGAGAGCGAAGGGCUCGAGUGUCCAUUAUGCCUGACGGCGGUGACGUCCGCCAGCGUGGUGCGGCUGGCUGGCUGCUUCCACCGCUGCUGCGAGUCCUGCCUGCGCCAGUACCUCGCCAUAGAGAUCUUCGAGGCGCGGGUACCUGUCAACUGCCCCGUCUGCCACGAAAGCAUGCACCCAUCAGAUGUACAUCGAAUCGUGGACAACCCUGUGCUGUACGAGAAAUAUGAAGAGUUCUCGGUGCGGCGCGCGCUCGCCGCCGACCCCGACACGAGGUGGUGCCCCGCGCCAGACUGUAGUUUCGCGGUGGUGGCAACUGGGUGCGCGUCGUGCCCGAAGCUUACGUGCCUGGCACCGGGUUGUGGAGCGUCAUUCUGCUACCACUGCAAGGCGGCUUGGCACCCUACACAGACCUGUGACGCGGCGCGCCGCAGCCGCCAGCCGCCGCCGCGCGCGCCGCAGCCCUCGCACACAGACCUCGACCACGGCGAAGUGAAGCCGUGCCCGCGCUGCUCGGUGCUGAUCGUGAAGGUGGAGGACGGCUCGUGCAACCACAUGGUGUGCUGCGUGUGCGGCGCCGAGUUCUGCUGGCUCUGCAUGAAGGAGGUCUCCGACCUGCACUACCUUAGCCCGAGCGGCUGCACGUUCUGGGGCAAGAAGCCGUGGUCGCGCAAGAAGAAGCUUCUCUGGCAGCUGGGCACGCUCGCGGGCGCGCCGCUGGGCAUCGCGGUCGUGGCGGGCGUGGCGCUGCCGGCGCUGCUGGUGGGGCUGCCGCUGUGGGCCGGCCGCCGCGCGCACCGCCGGCUGCGUCGUGCUCCGCCCGCCCGCCGUCGUGCUGCCGUAGCCGCUGCCGUCGCUGCUGCUGUGAGUACAGUCUCUAUAAAAACUUCCAUCUUAGCCCACCGCAGCAUAGCAUCUUUCGAGCGAAGCGUCGUUGCCUUGCAAGCGCUUGCGCAGCGUCGACGCGGCGCUAUUGCUGAGCGGCGGAUCGACGUAGCGCUGGCGUCGCGUUAUUAUAGUUUGAAGAGAGUUGAUGCCGCGGCGAAGCAGCGCAGGCGCUGACGAGACGACGACGUUCGAUACUCGCUGCUGGUGGGGCUGCCGCUGUGGGCCGGCCGCCGCGCGCACCGCCGGCUGCGUCGUGCUCCGCC